UGGUGAGAGGAGAAGAAGCUUUGCCUUUGUUGGUUCAUAUGAUGAGACUGUAACCUGUGAAUCAGAUGAUGUUCGAGUCAAAUAGAUGUCCAGAUUCUGCCCUCCUAAUAGAGAAUGACAUGUUUAAGCAUUUUCUCAACCUCAAUCUGACGGCGCCAGAGACAGAGAGUCUGGACACAGAAGUCGCCACCCUGAUGGAGUUUCCAAGCCCCGGUGGGAGACGGAGGUCGCGGCCCAUACUGUCCGACACUACCCAGCCACUGACAACGCACCAGAAACUGCACAUGUCCCAAAGAGUGGUCGCAGCAACCAAGCGGGACCUGGACCAGCUCAGGCAGAAAUAUGAGGCAGUCCAGAACAAAUUCAAGGUUUCCUCAAAGGAGGCGGAGGUUCGCCUCGCGAGGAUUAGGAAGGAAAAGAGCGACUUUGAGCGUAAAAUCAAUCCUGUGAGGAUCAAUGGAAUAUUAAUGCUGGAACCUUCGACGGCGGUGCAGUCUCUCGUGGGCAAGUCCAUGCCCUCAUUGUUGUUGGAGUACAAUGGGAUCAACCAAAUGCUGAAGUGCAAAAUGACUAAGCUGCUGCAGAAGCAGCAGAAGAUGAAGGAGCUGGAGGAAGCUGUGUUUAAGGAAGUCUUUCAGGAUGUAUUUGAAGAAAAAAUUGAAAAGGACACAGACGAACUCCAGCUGAAAUAUUCAGAAGUGCAGCACAAUCUUGAUGCACUGAAGGAAAAAAUGAAGGCCGUUUCACAACAGUCUGUGCUACUAAGUGAGAGGUUCGACAAGCAGAAGCAGCUGUUGGUGAAAAUGGAGGAAGAAUUGAAAUUCGUUGAGGAGAAGCGAGUCAAAGCGGAGGCGCUCAACAAACAACUGCGUGGUCAAGUCUCAGAAACGUUGGCAUUCGAUGUCAAAUUGUACAUUGAAGUCAAAGUCAAGAAGAAACAAUUGCAGAAGAGCAUUCAGACCUGGGAGAGGAAGGUCAAGGUGGCAGAGAUGGUCAAGAAAAGCCAAGGCAAGAACAAGCCCAGGAAGAGCAACUUGCCUCGAGCCAGCAGUGCAAGGGCUCCUCACAGAGAUCUAAAACAUGCAGUGAAGCUCCCGCGCACUCUGCCCGGAAGACUUAUGUUAUAUUCAGGAUUUUAGAAAAUGUGACGGUGAUGAGCUAUGCAUACUCAAACGUGACGUUGUACAGAUGAAGGAGAACAUUGUAUGAAAUUGUUCACCCUUAAAUAACAUCUGAUAAAACAUUUCUACUUAUGAAUGUUGCAAAUAAAGGAACAAAAAAACAAGAUUUCAUUGAAAAUUCUAGUUGUUUUCCGAACAAAGGCCGAUCAUGUAUCAAUAAAUACAAAUGAAAAUGCUUGGAAAAAAACUCAGUCAGACUCAACAAACUAUCUCCUUUAUUAGAAACAAACUGCUCCAGAGUCUUCAAGAACUCUAAACGUUAUGCUGCUACAUGCUGUAUAUACAUGUAUGUACAUCGAAGUGCAAUGUCACCAGGUGUACACUGUCAAUGAACUCUGAUAUAACCGUGGAACGGACGACGAAGAGGAUGAAGGUCCUUAAAACAUCAGUCGAAAGGCACUUCCACAGAUGUCCACGAAUGACAAACACACGGUUGUUUAUUUAUACAAUAAAGUUGAUUUCUCUGUUUAAUUAUUAUCCUACAGCACUUUUGUUCUAAAUCCACCUCUUGUCCAGCCAGAAAAAAACAAAAAUAAAGAUUAUAAAAAUAACGAAAGUUAGUAUUCUGUAAUCAUUAUUUAA
Molecule: messenger RNA, 1763 nt
Organism: Synchiropus splendidus (mandarinfish)
Lineage: Eukaryota; Metazoa; Chordata; Actinopteri; Syngnathiformes; Callionymidae
Product: coiled-coil domain-containing protein 113-like
Exons: 9
Coding region: 66-1139 (357 amino acids)
Source: RefSeq, a predicted model, not a curated record